Messenger RNA from Heterobilharzia americana, 2897 nucleotides. The record is from the annotation of a GenBank genome assembly. NCBI's taxonomy places the organism in Eukaryota, Metazoa, Platyhelminthes, Trematoda, Strigeidida, Schistosomatidae.
CUCGUUUACCAUAUCCACAGGUACGAAUCGACUAAUUGGUAGUUAGGAUCCUAGUGUGAUAUCUCAUAUAAUGCACAGGAAUAUGACUGUCUUAAAGACCUUGAGCUCUGGAUCUCUGAGCUAUUUAGAUGUUUGCUGUAGUUCAGUGAUGGUGAUUUUUGAUGUAAUACAUUGUCACACUUAAUCGACAAGUCACUUGUCAUUACCUUCACUUCCACUUUUUUCACAUACUGUUCUGUAUCUCCGUUAAUGACUCCCCAGAAUUUUCCAUGGUUGCCCAAGAAGAGCACUAGAUUCUGCAGUUUGCUAACAUCGUUCAGGAAAAGGAGGAUUUUCUAGACCCUUUUUUGAGAAACCCCACUAACUACAGUUUUUCCUUGGUGUUAUGUAAACUCCACUCUGCUUCUGUCCUAGAUAAAAUCCGUAAUGGAGGCCUGGAAUGUAUAGUCGAUUCCAACAUUUGUAAGCUCUUGCGAUGUGUAAGAAUUUGUGACUUCAAUAACACUACAAAUGAACAUAUCCCGCUGUGGUAGUUUCUCAUGUCGAAGCUAUGUGCUCUUCACUUCCCACAAAAUCGAAUUGGCUCGCAGUAUUUCUGUGCGUGUACGUUUCGCACCAAGUCCUACAGGCUUUAUGCAUUUGGGCGGCUUGCGUACUGCUUUGUUUAAUAAAUUGUUUGCCGUAAAACAUUCGGGAAAAUUCAUACUACGCAUUGAGGACACUGAUAAAUCUAGGUUGCAGCCAUAUGCUCAAGAGGAUAUAAUAGAAUCGCUUAACUGGUGUGGAUUAAUACCUGAUGAAGGUCCCUUUGUUGGUGGAGACUAUGGCUCAUACAUUCAGUCUGAGAGAAAAUCCCUAUACUCGACUGUUGCACAAAAGCUGAUUAAUGAAGGAUUUGCAUAUCGGUGUUUUUGUUCACCAGAACGACUAGCUGUUCUACGCAAUGAGCAAAGUCGUCGCAAUGAACCACAACGUUAUGAUAAUCGUUGUCGUAAUCUAUCUGAAAAAGAAAUUGAAAAAAAUUUGUCAUCAGGCCUCCCAUAUACUAUUCGUUUCAAAACUGAUCACUCACCGGUUGCAGUGAAUGAUAUUAUCUUUGGAAAUUCAGUUUUUCCUUCAUCCAACAUUGAUGGUGACUUUAUUAUUAUGAAGUCAGAUGGCAUGCCUGUUUAUCAUUUGGCCAAUGUAGUAGAUGAUCAUUACAUGGAAAUUAGUCAUGUCAUUAGAGGUGUUGAAUGGCUAACGUCUACACCUAAACACUUGUUACUGUACAAAGCUUUGAAUUGGUCACCUCCACAAUUUGCUCAUCUUCCUUUACUGCUCUCCAGUUCUGGUGGUAAACUGUCUAAACGCUCUCCAGAGUUCUCUCUUAUCGGUAAUGUUCUCAGUUUGCGUAAAGCCGGUUAUUUACCAACUGCUGUUCUAAAUUGGUUAACAUCCACUGGAGGUGCCGUUCAUCAAAAUGCUGAAAAUACAACAGAUUCCAAUGGUAACUAUUCAGAUAGUUGGAAUCCUGAAUUACAAUUCUCUGAAUUAGUGUCCCAAUUUGAUUUGACUAACAUCAAUCGACAUAAUGCCCAGUUAUCAGUAGAUUUAUUGAAAAUAUGCAGUCGAUUGCAUUUUGAUAAAGCUGUGGACACUGCAUUGGAUUACUGUAUAACAUAUCAACAUCAAAAUGGCCAAGCUAUGUAUAAAACUCCACAUAUAUUAAACACAAUAGGCGAAUAUUUACAGUUAAAUGCAGGUACAUCGUUUCCCAAAAGCAAUUGUAUCCAAGAUGAUAUACGCAUGCUAAAACGGUUACAUCUCUUAAAAGGUCGUAUUCAUUGUUUGAAAGAAUUGACUACCACUGACAAUGGUUUCUUAUUUAUAUGGAAUCCCCCUGAUCCAGUUGUGUGCCAAAAAGAUAUAAUUAAUAGUCAUCUCGUUAAAAUUUCUUUGGAAGAUAUACUCAGAGUCUUCGAAUAUUUUGUGGAAGAGAUGAAUUGUAUUCCUUCAGAUGUUAGCACCAACUUGACUUCUAGUACUAUAGCCACUUAUCUACAGAACGUGUGCUGUCGUUCAGGUGUGAAACGUAACAUUGUAAUGCAUUUAAUAAGAUCCGGUCUUAUAGGAUCUGAGGUGGGCAGCCCUGUUGUUGAACUUAUCCAACUGUUGUCUGUAUCAGAAUCGAUUGACCGAAUAAGCAAGCUGCAUAACGUUUUAUCACUGAACCAAGGUCACCAGUCUAAUGAAGCUGUUUAAAGAAUAUUUCAUCAUUUGUAUUACCGGCUAUUUCAUUAAUCUGUAUAUUAUGAUCGAUUUUACUUUAUAACUAAUGAUAUGUCUUACCGAUGACUUGCGACCUUUUGAUGUAAUCAUUCCGUAUUUUGACAGAUGAUUACCGAACAACUUUCAAACAUGGACCUACAGUAGUGGGUUUCAGUACAGUAAACGGCAUUAUUUUUUUUCACAAAUGUAACUUGGGUAGUUAUUAUGGUUUCAAAACUGCUGUAGGCGCUAACCAUGCACGUCAGCCACCAACGUUCUACAACUUCCUAGUUGAUUCCCGACCCAAUCAAUUAAUGGAGAAAACACAGUGAGACGAGUAGAAACAUGUAUUCACAUCAAAGUAAUCAACAAAACGAGAAUAUAUCUAAGUAUAUACAUAAUAGUAUUGAUUACUUGAUCGUCCGCCAGUCUAACUGUAGACGCAAUUUACACAUUACAUUUUGAUUGGUGGAUUUCCGGCUUAGUUCGUUCGACCCACUUAUCAGUAAUAGUAAUUACUGACCAGUGGAAUCCAUUGAGUUAGCAGUGACUUUACUGAAGUAGUCUUACUAUGCUGGGAAUUAAGUGAUCUUUAAGAUACAAAUCACUCUGCUCCAGGUCACCCGAUCACCGAAUGUUGGCUUUUG